AUGCUCCAAGAAAAGGCCUCAGCUGUGGCUGAUGAAGGUGUGACUGUGGCACAGUCUAGUGAGCUUGCUACGGACUCCUCACAUCUGGGCUUGCCCGUGGCCCCGAGCAUCCACCACAACAAUGAAGUCGACCAGAACAUCGAGAACAUCAAAGUAGUUCUUCAUGAGAGGGAACUUUGGAAACGAUUUCAUGAGGCAGGAACAGAGAUGAUCAUCACUAAAGCAGGCAGGCGGAUGUUCCCCAGCUACAAAGUAAAAGUCACAGGGAUGAAUCCAAAAACGAAGUACAUCCUCCUAAUCGACAUUGUUCCAGCUGAUGAUCACCGUUACAAGUUCUGCGAUAACAAGUGGAUGGUGGCUGGAAAAGCAGAGCCGGCCAUGCCCGGGCGGCUCUACGUCCACCCUGACUCUCCUGCAACAGGAGCUCACUGGAUGAGGCAGCUGGUCUCAUUUCAGAAGCUAAAAUUAACAAAUAACCACCUGGACCCUUUUGGACAUAUCAUCCUGAACUCUAUGCACAAAUACCAGCCCAGGUUGCACAUCGUCAAAGCGGAUGAGAACAAUGCCUUUGGUUCGAAGAACACGGCCUACUGCACCCAUGUGUUUCAUGAAACCUCAUUUAUCUCCGUGACAUCCUAUCAAAACCAUAAGAUUACCCAGUUAAAGAUUGAGAACAAUCCCUUUGCCAAAGGUUUUCGUGGUAGUGAUGAAGGAGACCUCCGAGUGUCCAGACUCCAGGGGAAAGACUAUCCAGUGAUUUCCAAAAACAUGGCACGGCAACGACUUAUCACAUCACACACCCAUCUGGCUGGAAAGUUCAGUGCAGGGGUCCUGAGUGGCCACCCGCAAGUCCACUCUCAUUAUCAGUAUGAUAGUGGGGUUGCGCUAUCCAGUUCUGACCCACAGGAGCCUUUAUCCAACCCAUUUCCUUCUGGCAGAGAGUCCAGUCUGCUUUAUCAUUGCUUCAAGCAUAGAGAUAACAACAGGCAUUUGGAGCUAGGCUGUAAGCGACCCUACCUUGACGCGGCACCCUCGGCUGUUUCAGAGGAGCACUACUUCCGCUCCCCUUCCUCCUAUGAACCCUCUUUACUGUCUCACCCAUACUGUGGUGACACACUGGGCUCUAGAGAGGCCUGCAUGUAUGAAGGUAUGGAUGGUGAGGCUGGAGCCUUAGGUGUAGCCGGUACUGAGGACAUGCCUCCACCCUCCCUGAACUGCAACAUGUGGGCAUCAGUGCAGCCAUAUCCUCGCUAUGGUAUGCAGACUGUUGAGGCUGUGCCCUACCAGUCCUUCAGUGCUCACUUAACAAGCACAGCCAACACUGCAUCCAUCGUCUCCCACCACUCGGUAUCUAUGCAACGGCCACAGCCUGCACCUCAGGUUCCAGACCUGGUGUCUUUUGGUACACAGAGGGCUUUGCCAUCAGUACAGUCUUCCUCUUCUUCUUCUUCCUCCUCCCCUUCUGGUGCUUCCUCGUGUGACAGAUCAGCCCAUCUGCCACUGUACCACAGGAAGCCUGGGUCACCUCUGAGAGUCCACAGGGAUUUCUCAGCCUACCCCGCCCAAAGCCCAACAUCAUCGAGAGAGCCGGUGUACCAGUAUCAGAUGGGCCUCAGCAGCAUAGGGUCCCACUGGACUGAUAGCUAA
This is a messenger RNA of Neoarius graeffei (lesser salmon catfish), 1647 nucleotides long. RefSeq names its product T-box transcription factor 4 (gene tbx4). Gene Ontology annotation, molecular function: DNA-binding transcription factor activity, RNA polymerase II-specific; RNA polymerase II cis-regulatory region sequence-specific DNA binding. The transcript is spliced from 8 exons. The coding region runs from base 1 to 1647 and encodes 548 amino acids. The record is from RefSeq and is a predicted model, not a curated record. Gene Ontology annotation, biological process: positive regulation of DNA-templated transcription; regulation of transcription by RNA polymerase II; angiogenesis. Gene Ontology annotation, cellular component: nucleus. NCBI's taxonomy places the organism in Eukaryota, Metazoa, Chordata, Actinopteri, Siluriformes, Ariidae.